UGACGGUUCCUGCGCUGCUUUUCCUCUCCGAUCUGAAAAGUGCUACAGCGCACAUCGCCGGCUCCUUGAAGGCGUCCAGCACAUGUUCCAGCUUCGCUUGAAUCUCGCAGUGAUUCCUCGUUCCACUUGGUGCUGACCUUCUGGGGCUAACUGCCAGGCUUCCAACAUCAUGCCAACCAUUGAUGAAGUUCUGCAGGAGGCUGGAGAGUUCGGACGUUACCAGAAGAGGGUCUUUCUCCUGCUGUGCAUGACUGGCAUCACAUUUGCAUUCUCUUUUGUCGGGAUAGUGUUCCUUGGACAGAUCCCUGAGAGUUACUGGUGCAGGAGCUCAGAGGUGGCUGAAAUCAGUAAGAACUGCAGCUGGAGCCCACAGGAGGAGAGAAACUUCACUGUGCCAAGAGCAAAAGAUGGCCAACCUGACCAAAGCCUGUGUUACACUUAUGACAUAGCCUGGAAUGACACCAGCAUUCCUUUCAGCUGUGCCAGUCCUUUGUAUUCCCUUCUCAACCAGAGCCUAGAGCAGCUGCCAGUUAUACCAUGCCAGGAUGGCUGGGUGUAUGAAGAAUAUCGGACAACCAUCAUCAGUCAGUACAACCUUGUAUGUUCAGAUGCCUGGAAACUUGACAUGACACAGUCUUCACUGAACUUUGGAUUUUUAAUAGGUGCUCUGAUUUUGGGUUAUGCAGCAGACAGAUAUGGAAGAAAAGUUAUAUACCUGAUAUCUUCCUUUGGAGUAGGAUUAUCUGGAAUUGGUGCAGCAUUUGCACCAAACUUUUAUGUUUUUGUCUUUUUUCGCUUCCUACAAGGCAUCUUUGGAAAAGGAACUUGGAUGACUUGUUAUGUUAUUGUUACAGAGUUGGUGGGAUCAAAACAAAGACGUAUUGUUGGCAUUGUUGUUCAGAUGUUUUUCACAUUGGGAGUGAUGAUCAUUCCUGGUAUUGCUUAUUUGAUUCCUACAUGGCAAGGCGUCCAGUUGGCUAUUUCCUUGCCAAACUUCCUCUUUCUUCUGUAUUACUGGUUCAUCCCAGAAUCCCCACGCUGGCUGUUAAUACGCAAAAAGAAAGACAAGGCUAUGCACAUUAUGAGUGACAUCGCAAAGCACAAUGGAAAAUAUCUCACUCCAAACUAUUGCCAGAUAACAGUAUCUGAUGAAGAAGUUACCAAUCCUGCAUGCAUGGAUCUGGUCAGAACUCCACAGAUGAGAAAGUGUACUUUAAUUCUUAUGUAUGCAUGGUUUACAAGUGCAGUCAUUUACCAGGGUCUUGUUAUGCGCCUAGGGAUCGUAUCUGGGAAUUUAUAUACAGACUUUUUUAUUUCUGCUGUGGUGGAGUUACCAGCUGCUGUUCUUAUUCUAAUCUCAAUUGAUCGCAUUGGGAGGAAACUUCCAUUUGCCUUGAGUAAUGCUGGAGCGGGCAUAGCUUGCCUAAUAACUGCUGCAAUAUCAAAAGAUGUAAUGUGGCUUAAAAUAACGUUAGCCACACUGGGACGACUGGGAAUCACAAUGGCUUUUGAAAUAGUAUACUUCAUUAAUACAGAACUGUAUCCAACACCACUGAGAAAUUUUGGUGUAUCGUUAUGUUCAGGAAUGUGUGAUUUAGGAGGAAUUAUUGCACCAUUUCUGCUAUUCCGAUUGGCUGAAUUAUGGGUGGAGCUGCCGCUCAUCAUAUUUGGAAUUCUUGGCCUUAUAUGUGGCGGCCUAGUUAUGCUAUUACCUGAAACAAUGGGAAUAUCCUUACCAGAAACAAUUGAGGAUGUUGAAAAUCUUUCAAAGCGUCUAAAACCUGGGGAAAAAGAGAAGAUGGACAGUGCUAUUUUUCAAGGUCAUAUAAAAACUGAUGUAAGAUGACCUUCACCCAGACAAAACAUUUUGCGAAUUAAAUCAAGAUUUGUCUGCUACCAGCUUUGUACAUGUAUAUAAAAUGUAUAUGCUAAACUGUUAAA
Nanorana parkeri is the source of this 1941-nucleotide messenger RNA. It is a transcript of the gene SLC22A3, whose product is annotated as solute carrier family 22 member 3. The record is from RefSeq and is a predicted model, not a curated record. Gene Ontology annotation, cellular component: membrane. The transcript has 11 exons. Gene Ontology annotation, biological process: transmembrane transport. Lineage: Eukaryota; Metazoa; Chordata; Amphibia; Anura; Dicroglossidae. Gene Ontology annotation, molecular function: transmembrane transporter activity. The coding region runs from base 170 to 1846 and encodes 558 amino acids.